AUGGCUGCCACCCCACACUCGCUGCCACCCCACACGCGCUGCCACCCCACACGCGCUGCCACCCCAAUCUCGCUGCCACCCCAAUUCCCUGCCACCCCAAACUGGCUGCCACCCCAAACUGGCUGCCACCCCAAACUGGCUGCCACCCCAAACUGGCUGCCACCCCAAACUGGCUGCCACCCGAAACUGGCUGCCACCCCAAAGUGGCUGCCACCCCAAAGUGGCUGCCACCCCAAAGUGGCUGCCACCCCAAAGUGGCUGCCACCCCAAAGUGGCUGCCACCCCAAAGUGGCUGCCACCCCAAAGUGGCUGCCACCCCAAACUGGCUGCCACCCCAAACUGGCUGCCACCCCAAACUGGCUGCCACCCCAAAGUGGCUGCCACGCCAAAGUGGCUGCCACGCCAAGCUCGCUGCCACGCCAAGCUCGCUGCCACGCCAAGCUCGCUGCCACGCCAAGCUCGCAGCCACCCCAAACUGGCUGCCACCCCAAACUGGCUGCCACGCCAAGCUCGCUGCCACCCAAACUCGCUGCCACCCCAAAUUAG
This is a messenger RNA of Schistocerca serialis cubense, 546 nucleotides long. Its product is annotated as annexin A7-like. Bases 1 to 546 code for a protein of 181 amino acids. The record is from RefSeq and is a predicted model, not a curated record. The transcript has a single exon. Lineage: Eukaryota; Metazoa; Arthropoda; Insecta; Orthoptera; Acrididae.